Molecule: messenger RNA, 1654 nt
Organism: Medicago truncatula (barrel medic)
Lineage: Eukaryota; Viridiplantae; Streptophyta; Magnoliopsida; Fabales; Fabaceae
Product: zinc finger protein-like 1 homolog
Exons: 10
Coding region: 296-1315 (339 amino acids)
Cellular component (GO): Golgi apparatus
Source: RefSeq, a predicted model, not a curated record
AAUUAAUUAAAAAAAAAAAAACGGAUCUCAGCUCGGUAAGAAACGUAGAAGAGAAGAGAGGGGGUUUGGUUUGGUUAUUCGCAGUGAGCUGAUCCUAUUUGAUUUUCAACAAUUUCUUUCACUUAAUCAAUCUAUCUCUUCGCAAUUAUGAUGAUUAUUUCAUGAUUUAAUCUAAUCUAUUAUAUCUCCUUCCAAUUAUUUUUUCUCAAAAGUUUUGUAUCCAUAUAUCAUAUAUUUAUAUCAUCAGAUUUAAUUCGAUCAUAUCCCUCAAUCAAUCAAUCAAUCAAUCAAUGCAAUGGUGGUCUGCAAAUGUCGCAAGGCUACUAAGCUAUAUUGCUUCGUUCACAAAGUUCCUGUCUGUGGAGAAUGUAUCUGUUUCCCAGAGCACCAAAUCUGCGUGAUACGGACAUAUUCAGAAUGGGUUAUUGAUGGGGAGUAUGAUUGGCCGCCUAAAUGCUGCCAAUGCCAAGCCAUUCUAGAAGAGGGGGGUGGAUCUGAAACUACUCGACUCGGUUGCUUGCAUGUUAUCCACACAAAUUGCUUGGUCUCUCAUAUCAAGAGCUUUCCUCCACAUACUGCCCCAGCAGGAUAUGUGUGUCCUUCAUGUUCAACUUCGAUAUGGCCUCCCAAAAGCGUGAAAGAUUCGGGAUCUCGUCUUCAUUCCAAGUUGAAGGAAGCUAUCUUGCAGACUGGCAUGGAAAAGAAUAUCUUUGGAAAUCAUCCAGUUUCGUUGUCAGUGACAGAAUCACGUAGUCCUCCGCCUGCUUUUUCUUCUGAUCCAUUGAUUAGUAGGGAAAAUCUUGGAAAGUCAGUGUCAGCAGAUGGAUCAGAACUUUCUAAACUUUCAGUUACAGAUAUUGUGGAGAUAGAUGGUGCUAAUUCAGGAGGAAAUUUCAUGAAAAGCUCAAGUCCAGUUGGUCCUGGUGCUACCACAAGGAAGGGAUCAAUCCAUGUUGACCGACAAAACUCUGAAAUCUCAUACUAUGCUGAUGAUGAAGAUGCAAAUCGCAAAAAGUAUACAAAAAGAGGUCCAUUCCACCACAAGUUUCUUAGAGCAUUGCUUCCUUUCUGGUCCAGUGCUUUGCCUACUCUUCCAGUGACUGCACCUGCAAGGAAAGAUGGAUCAAAUGCGACCGAAACCUCAGAAGUUCGUACACGACAUCAAAAGUCAUCAAGGAUGGACCCCAGAAAAAUUCUUCUAUUGAUUGCAAUCAUGGCGUGCAUGGCAACUAUGGGUAUAUUGUAUUACAGACUAGUACAACGGGGUCCUGGGGAUGAGCUUCUUAAUAAUGAUGAAUUGCAUGGAGUGCCCUAAUUCUCACAAGAGUCACUGUUUUGGGCAAACAUACAAGUAGCUGGUUGAUAACUUGUUAUUUGAAUACCUAUGUCAGUGACGUGAUACAUGCCAUCCAUAUUUGCUCUUUGCCCUCAGUUUUGGUGUCCAUUUGAAAUGUAAUUGCAGAUUCAGAUUUAUAUGUUGUUCACUUAUUUGGAUUAUGUUGUAAUUAUCUGGAAUAUUACAAACCUUGGAGCUCAAUUUGUCUCGACGGUUUCAAAUAUAAUUUGCAAUUGCAUGUUAUUAGUCAGCUCCAAAUUUACUACCUGUGGUUGUUUCAUACAGAACAAGUUCAUAGAAGUUAUGGUUUUUUUUCUU